GUAUCACCUUAUCUUUGUUUAGAGUCAGCUUGCUCAAUGACUUCAUUCCCAUGAGAAAAACAAGCGACACACGCCAAAUACACUGGCGAAGGCAAGCUCUUAAGCUUCUUGUUGUUAGGCGCGGUGAUAAACUAGCCUACAUCUGCCAAGAUCACUGUCACGUCGUUAGUCGCGCACGAGCUUGGUUGCACCGGCGUUUCCACCCGUCAACUUGAAUGAACCACAUGACAGCUUCUGCUCUGGAGCUGAAUUUAUAUCACCGCAAGCUUGACCCGCCCUGCUUGCACAAACAGUAUUGAUGGAUCCAGCUUGGCAGAAGAUCCAAGGCUUCUACAAAUGGAUUUUGGAGAACGGAGACAAGAGAACGGACCCGUGGCUGCUGGUCUACUCUCCCAUGCCGGUCACCGUCGUCUUCCUCUGCUAUCUCUUCGUCUUGUGGGCCGGGCCCAAGUUCAUGAAGCACAGGGAGCCGGUGGACCUGAAGGCCGUGCUCAUCGUCUACAACUUCACCAUGGUCUGCUGGUCGGCGUACAUGUUUCAUGAGUUCCUGCUGUCCUCCUGGCUGGCGAGCUACAGCUUACUGUGUCAGCCGGUGGAUUACAGCAGCGACCCGCUGGCAAUAAGGAUGGCAAAAGUGUGCUGGUGGUUUUUCUUCUCCAAAGUCAUUGAGCUCAGUGACACGAUAUUCUUCAUCCUGAGGAAGAAGAACAGUCAGCUGACCUUCCUGCAUGUGUACCACCACGGCACCAUGAUCUUCAACUGGUGGGCGGGGGUCAAAUACGUGGCCGGGGGCCAGUCGUUCCUGAUCGGGAUGAUCAACUCCUUGGUGCACGUGGUGAUGUACCUGUACUACGGCCUGGCCGCCCUCGGACCUCACAUGCAGAGAUACCUGUGGUGGAAGCGCUACCUGACCAGCCUGCAGCUGACGCAGUUCGUCAUCCUCACCGUCCACACGACCUACAACCUCAUCGCCGAAUGCGACUUCCCCGACGCCAUGAACGCCGUCGUCUGCACCUACCUCCUCAGCCUGAUCGUCCUCUUCAGCAACUUCUACUACCGAAGCUACCUCACCAAGAAGGAGAAGGAGAAGAAGACGUGACCGGCGAGCUCGCUGCUUCACACAUACCGCGCAGCUGUGUACGACAAGGGUUCCCCAAUAAACCUGCAGUUUGGCCUCCUU
Molecule: messenger RNA, 1180 nt
Organism: Anguilla anguilla (European eel)
Lineage: Eukaryota; Metazoa; Chordata; Actinopteri; Anguilliformes; Anguillidae
Gene: elovl8a
Product: ELOVL fatty acid elongase 8a
Exons: 8
Coding region: 299-1099 (266 amino acids)
Biological process (GO): fatty acid elongation, polyunsaturated fatty acid; fatty acid elongation, saturated fatty acid; fatty acid elongation, monounsaturated fatty acid
Cellular component (GO): endoplasmic reticulum membrane
Molecular function (GO): fatty acid elongase activity
Source: RefSeq, a predicted model, not a curated record